AUGCGGGUGAUUGUUGGUCGCUGCGAGGGUCUGGCCUCUCACCUUCUCUUUCCCUCGUGUCGCCCUUCCAUCUGUCAUCACACCCAUAGCCUGCGUCCUAUUGCAGCUUCUCCCCCUCAGUUGGCACGAUGGUUUAACACCAGCGAAUCUCUGGCUUCCUGGAGCACCGGGUUCCUUCCAAAGGCCAAUGUUGGCAAUCUUCAGCCGGAAAUCAAUAUACCCCUCAAUAAACUUCCAGACCAUGGAGCACCCGGUUCGGACAACAUUGACCGGACUGCCCUGGAAAGGGAACUCUAUUCAACAUUGGAAAGCGGCCAACCUGACCAGAUAAUGGCUGCUCUACUUAACUAUGACUACGCAGCGUUAGUUGCUACGAUGCCGCAAAGCGUUUUUACGGAAGCAUUCAACUCCCUUUCUCCCGCAUAUUUUGUUGAGCCCUUCAAAGCACUUCACCGACCGCUACACCCAUACACCGUCGAGCUCAAAAAAUUCAAGUCCCCGGACGCGAUCUUCAAUGAUUUUGUUAGAAAUCUGUCUGCUAUUGUUCGAGUACGGCGAUCGGCAGGUUCUACUCUAGGUCUCGCUGAGUACUCUCAUCUUCUCGACUGCGCUCGGUCUGUGGGCGACGCGGUGAUGGCAGAUCACAUCUGGCAUUCCAUGAAGCGGGACGGCAUCCUCCCUGACAUCCACUGUUACAACCACUAUAUGGAAGCCAAAGUUUGGAAUUCAGCUUAUACUGGUAAAGAGAAAUACCAUCUCCGUGUGACACCUUACUCCUAUAAGAAGCGAAAGUUUCAAGAUCCCGGUUUUGAGGGCUAUGGAACGGCGUCGCGAAGUGUACGAAAAGAAGUGAAUGAAAUAUUUGAUGAGAUGACAGAGGCAGGCAUCGAAGGCACUGAAGCGACCAUGGUAAAUCUCCUUCUGGCAUCCGCUCGUGUCGGACACAAGACCGCGUUGAGAGAUAUUCUGAAAACCAUCUGGAGCGUCGACGUUGACUUAUUGACGACCCAUUACCCCGGCGAAGUCACCAAGUACGAACGCACCUCACCUUUAUACCCAUCGGGUCGCCUUCUAUAUGCGGUAGUCCAUGCGUUUGGUUCAAACAGUGAUAUCUUCAGUGCACUACGGCUCGUCGAGCAUAUUUCUAAGUCUUAUGACAUAGAAGUUCCACACUCAGUCUGGGCCGAGUUGUUUGAGUGGGCUUUUGUUUUAUCACGUCAUACCAACACCAACUACAAAAUUUUAGAAGGAGGCCCACUUCACACUCGAGUCCUCUUAGAUUUGUUCGAGAAGAUGACAACGGAGCACAAUGUGAAACCAACAGUGGAAACGCACACAAAGCUCGCGGUACCUGCAUGGUUAUAUAAUCAUGUGAGAAUCUUUUUAAACAAUAUGCGUGCUGCAUACAAGAUCAUGGAUGAGACAAGACGGAAGAAGAUAACUGCGCGAAGAAUGGUCGAGUCGCACUUACGACACCCUCGCAUCGAUGGUAAAAAUAUCGAUCCUCAGAUUCUACGCUCACGAGCAUUUGCGGAUGCUGUGCACACCUACGAUGUUCUUCGGCUUCAAGUCAUGCAGCAGACAAGCAUGAUCGAACGUCUCGUGCGCCUCCUUAUCGCCAAACACGAUUGGGUUGGCCCCAACUGGAGAGCUUGGGAACGGCAAUUACUACCUCGGUUUGUCGAGGAAUGGAGAGACUUCAUUCCAGAUACGCUUCACUGCUGGACGCAUACAGGCAGGGUCCACUUUAAUGGCCUCAUCGAGUUCGGCCAAGGUCGCGUGACCAACCAACGAACUAUACAAGUUCGCCGACCCUCAAUCAACGACGAUUUCACCCCGGACCCAGAUUAUGAUAACGAGCUGGAGGACGAUGUCGUGUGGGCUUCGUUGCGCAGAAGCAUAAGCCCCGAAGAUCUCCAAACUCAUUUGCUCAAGCGACUCUUUGAACCCGUUCCCUUGGAAUAUCGUGAUUACUACCCCACCUCACUGAGUUAUGACGAGGGUAUUUAUCCUGAUGAACAUAUCAAUGAGAAAAUGCAUGGUAAUAUUGAGAAUGGAUAUGUCCCAGCACCGUCACCGGCGCAAUGGCCUCACCUGGUGUCUUUUUCACGCGAGCAGAAGGAUGAAGCGCUUAAGGAGACAUUUGGCCCCUGCCGUGAAGCAAAGGACGGGGACGACGGAUGCUAUGAGCGAAGUUCAGCGAAGGCGAUUCUCUCUUAA
Molecule: messenger RNA, 2220 nt
Organism: Aspergillus puulaauensis
Lineage: Eukaryota; Fungi; Ascomycota; Eurotiomycetes; Eurotiales; Aspergillaceae
Exons: 1
Coding region: 1-2220 (739 amino acids)
Molecular function (GO): protein binding
Source: RefSeq, a predicted model, not a curated record